Molecule: messenger RNA, 240 nt
Organism: Penicillium macrosclerotiorum
Lineage: Eukaryota; Fungi; Ascomycota; Eurotiomycetes; Eurotiales; Aspergillaceae
Exons: 2
Coding region: 1-240 (79 amino acids)
Source: RefSeq, a predicted model, not a curated record
AUGUGCGUCGAUAGCCGCCUUUCACUCGAGGAUGUGGCCCUGAUUCUCGCCCUUCCAACACCUCAAGUCUGGCUGGCUCGUGUGGUCACCCUGGUCGCGGAUGUUAUAAACCAAGCCUCCGGCGCGGACUCUCUGGACUCCCUGGACUCCUCUCAUGCACCGGACGCCUGGGAUGUCACCCAGCAGAUUGACAUCUCGUCCAGUCCGACUCAGCGGUUGGGCACGGAUGCUCAUGCCUGA